This is a messenger RNA of Racocetra fulgida, 893 nucleotides long. NCBI's taxonomy places the organism in Eukaryota, Fungi, Glomeromycota, Glomeromycetes, Diversisporales, Gigasporaceae. The record is from the annotation of a GenBank genome assembly.
GAAAAUAUGAAAAAUUAAAAUUAAUGGAAAAUGAAUUAAGUUUAACAUUUGAAUUCUUUCCAACCAUUUCCCAAAUUAAUAGUGAAUCACAACCGUCACAAAAAACUUAUAUUAACCAUAAUAUUUAUCAAUCAAUUGUGAAUCAUAAUUAUAGAAGCGCAUUAAUUUUAGAAGAUAGUAUAGAUUUUGAAUUUAAUAUCAAGUCAAUUAUGGUAGAUAUCCAUCGCAUAUUACCACCUAAUUGGGAAAUUUUAUAUCUUGGUCAUUGCAACAAUUGGGAAGGGAAAUCAGGUGAACCUUUGCCAGAUUACAAACAUGGACAAUCUAUUUAUAAACUUUUUAUAUCUUAUAGGCCAUAUUGUACACAUGCUUACGCUGUUUCACAUAGUGGUGCUCUUAAACUAUUGAAGAAACUUGUUAACUUAACAGCCCCAAUCGACCUUGAAUUAACUAAUAUUAUUACAGCAAAUGAAAUUAACUCAUAUACUAUUAUUCCACCGGUUAUAUCGAGAUGUCAUAUUUCUGAUGAACCAAUAAAUCUUUAUCCAGGAAGAGAUACAUUAGAUUUGUACUCUUUAAAUCAUUCCACUUUACAUUCCCUUGGACUUAAUUAUGAAUUAAAUAAUACUCUCGGCUUUAGUCACAUUUACGUUAUUAAUCUUAUAAAUCGGCAAGAUAGACGCGAAAAAUUAGAAAUUUUAGCCAAGAAACUUAAUUUAAAAUUCGAAUUUUUUCCUGCUGUUUCUCAAGAUGAUGAAAAUGAACUCAAAGAACUUGAAGUUAAAAACUCUAUUUUAAAACCAUCUCAAAUUGCUUGUUAUCUUAGUCAUUAUAAAGUAUAUCAAUCAAUAAUUCAACAUGGAUACGAUAGCGCUUUGAUAUUAGAGGAUGAC